AUGACGAUGAAGUCUCAUAUACAGGCACUGGAAGAACGUGCAAACACGGCCAGUAUUCAAGGUACGAUUUUCGGGCAAUUAGCUUCCGAGUCGAUUCCCAAGAAUAUCGAGUGCAUUAAUAUUAAGCUCACAGCCGAAUGGCUCCAGAACAAAUCUUUACAGCUUCUUUCGGACCAGCAGGAAAAAAAAAUUUCUCCCCGGCUAGUGGACAAUAAUCUUUACCAUUUAUGUAUAUUUUCCGAUAACCCACUAGCCGUUUCAGUUGUGGUCAACUCGACUGUUUCAAAUGCCGAGCAUCCAAAACAACUCGUUUUUCAUGUCGUGACAAAUGGGGUGAAGUACGGGGCCAUGCAGGCUUGGUUUAUAUCAAACGAUUUCAGAGGCGCCACAAUCGAAGUUCAAAACAUAGAAGAAUUCACCUGGCUCGACCCGAAAUAUUUCCAUAAUAACCCGAAAUACAUCUCCCUUCUAAAUCACCUCCGUUUUUACGUACCCGAAAUUUACCCACAGGUAGAGAAGGUAAUUUUCUUAGACGACGAUAUAGUGGUCCAAAAGGACUUGACCAAACUUUUCUCGCUCGACCUACACGGGAAUGCGAACGGGGCAGUCGAGACGUGCCUCGAGGCUUUCCACCGAUACUAUAAACACCUCAACUUUUCGAACCCGAUUAUAAGCACCAAAUUCGACCCUCAGGCAUGUGGAUGGGCCUUCGGCAUGAACGUGUUCGAUUUGAUUGCUUGGAGGAGAGAAAACGUGAUUUCAAGGUAUCAUUUUUGGGUGGAGAAGAAUACGGAUAGGUUGAUUUGGAAGCUCGGGACACUCCCUCCCGGGCUUUUGACUUUUUACGGGUUGACCGAGCCGCUUGACCAGAGGUGGCACUUAGAGAAGGUAAUUUUCUUAGACGACGAUAUAGUAGUCCAAAAGGACUUGACCGAACUUUUCUCGCUCGACCUACACGGGAAUGUGAAUGGCGCAGUCGAGACGUGCCUCGAGGCUUUCCACCAAUACUAUAAAUACCUCAACUUUUCGAACCCGAUUAUAAGCACCAAAUUCGACCCCCAGGCAUGUGGAUGGGCCUUCGGUAUGAACGUGUUUGAUUUGAUUGCUUGGAGGAGAGAAAAUGUGACUUCAAGAUAUCAUUUUUGGGUGGAGAAGAAUACGGAUAGGUUGAUUUGGAAGCUCGGGACACUCCCUCCUGGGCUUUUGACUUGUUACGGGUUGACCGAGCCGCUUGACCAGAGGUGGCACGUUUUGGGGUUGGGUUAUGAUAUGAAUAUUGAUAAUGGCUGA
This is a messenger RNA of Striga hermonthica, 1290 nucleotides long. Lineage: Eukaryota; Viridiplantae; Streptophyta; Magnoliopsida; Lamiales; Orobanchaceae. The record is from the annotation of a GenBank genome assembly.